Messenger RNA from Leptonychotes weddellii (Weddell seal), 7044 nucleotides. NCBI's taxonomy places the organism in Eukaryota, Metazoa, Chordata, Mammalia, Carnivora, Phocidae. The record is from RefSeq and is a predicted model, not a curated record.
CCUCCCGCCCGCUCCGCAGCGCCAGCUCGGCAGGCGCGGGGCGUGAGUCUCGAGUGAGACCCGCCAGGCUCCAACUCCGCAGCGCCGGAGCUCGGCGGGCAGCAACUUUCUCCCCGGAGCGGCCGCGGCGGCGGCUGCUGCCGUGGCAGCCGGAGCGGGAGCCGGGAGGAGGAAGGCGGCGGCCGUAGCUCCUGCCCGCUCGGGCUGUCCAGCCCUCGGAGACCGCCGGCCCGCCGAACCUCGCCGCCUCCCCGGGGAGUCCCGGGCCCCUGCCCUAUGUCCCGCAAGGCGAGCGAGAAUGUGGAGUACACGCUGCGGAGCCUGAGCAGCCUCAUGGGCGAGCGGCGCAGGAAGCAGCAAGAGCCGGACGCGGGGAGCGCGGCCGGGGAGCGCAGCCUCCUGGCGGCCGCCGAGUCGAGCGCCAGCCUGCAGAGCGCGGGCGGCGGCGGCGUCGGGGACCUGGAGCGCGCGGCGCGGCGGCAGUUCCAGCAGGACGAGACCCCCGCCUUCGUGUACGUGGUGGCCGUCUUCUCCGCGCUGGGCGGCUUCCUGUUCGGCUAUGACACCGGCGUGGUGUCGGGGGCCAUGCUGCUGCUCAAGCGGCAGCUCAGCCUGGACGCGCUGUGGCAGGAGCUGCUCGUGUCCAGCACGGUGGGGGCGGCCGCCGUCUCAGCGCUGGCCGGCGGGGCCCUCAACGGCGUCUUCGGCCGCCGCGCCGCCAUCCUGCUGGCCAGUGCCCUCUUCACAGCCGGUUCCGCGGUGCUGGCCGCGGCCAACAACAAGGAGACGCUGCUCGCCGGCCGCCUGGUCGUAGGGCUUGGCAUCGGCAUUGCUUCCAUGACCGUGCCCGUGUACAUUGCAGAGGUCUCCCCGCCCAACUUAAGAGGUCGAUUAGUCACCAUCAAUACCCUCUUCAUCACCGGAGGCCAGUUCUUUGCGAGUGUUGUGGAUGGAGCCUUCAGUUAUCUCCAAAAGGAUGGAUGGAGGUACAUGUUGGGACUUGCAGCAAUUCCAGCAGUUAUACAGUUUUUUGGCUUUCUCUUUUUACCUGAAAGCCCUCGAUGGCUGAUUCAGAAAGGACAGACUCAGAAGGCCCGUAGAAUUUUAUCUCAGAUGCGUGGUAACCAGACCAUUGAUGAGGAAUAUGAUAGCAUCAAAAACAACAUUGAAGAAGAGGAAAAAGAGGUUGGCUCAGCUGGACCUGUGAUCUGCAGAAUGCUGAGUUAUCCCCCAACUCGCCGAGCUUUAAUUGUGGGUUGUGGUCUACAAAUGUUCCAACAGCUCUCAGGCAUUAACACCAUCAUGUACUACAGUGCAACCAUUCUGCAGAUGUCUGGUGUUGAAGAUGAUAGACUUGCAAUAUGGCUGGCUUCAGUGACAGCCUUCACAAAUUUCAUCUUCACGCUUGUGGGAGUCUGGCUUGUCGAGAAAGUGGGCCGCAGGAAGCUUACCUUUGGGAGCUUAGCAGGUACCACUGUAGCACUCCUAGUUCUUGCUUUGGGAUUUCUACUGUCAGCGCAGGUUUCCCCACGCAUCACUUUUAAACCAGUAGCUCCAUCAGGACAGAACGGUACUUGCACAAGAUACAGUUACUGUAAUGAAUGUAUGUUGGAUCCAGACUGCGGUUUCUGCUACAGGAUGAACAAAUCAACUGUCAUUGACUCCUCCUGUGUUCCAGUUAAUACAGCAUCUACGAAUGAGGCAGCCUGGGGCAGAUGUGAGAAUGAAACCAAAUUUAAAACAGAAGAAGUAUUUUGGGCUUACAAUUUCUGCCCUACGCCAUACUCCUGGACUGCACUUCUGGGCCUUAUUUUAUAUCUUGUUUUCUUCGCACCUGGAAUGGGACCAAUGCCUUGGACUGUGAAUUCUGAAAUAUAUCCCCUUUGGGGAAGAAGUACAGGAAAUGCAUGUUCAUCUGGAAUAAAUUGGAUUUUCAACGUUCUGGUUUCACUGACAUUUUUACACACAGCAGAGUAUCUUACAUACUAUGGAGCCUUCUUCCUUUAUGCUGGAUUCGCUGGCGUGGGACUCCUUUUCAUCUAUGGCUGUCUUCCUGAGACCAAAGGGAAAAAAUUAGAGGAAAUUGAAUCACUCUUUGAUAACAGGUUAUGUACAUGUGGCGCUUCAGAUUCUGAUGAAGGGAGAUAUAUUGAAUAUAUUCGGGUGAAGGGAAGUAACUAUCAUCUUUCUGACAACGAUGCUUCUGAUGUGGAAUAAUUUUCAGCUGCUGAUAUAUUUAGGUAUUUAAACAAACCUGGGGGACAAAAGCAGCAAUUGGUGACCUCAAUGCCCUGCUUUUAAUCUCGUUCUUUCCACAGUCUAGUUUUGAAUGACCUCAUCUUCUAGAAUACUUGAUUAGGAGGAAGAUACAACCAUGAUGACAUUUUUUUUCACAAGCAGAAAUGUAAAACAAUAUUUAGAGAUUUUAAACUAAUAAUUAUUGAACAAAUGUAUGUAAUUCCUUCCUGAGGUAGUCUAAAAUGAAUAUUGUAUCCAGUGACUUCAGUGGUAUCUUUUUUUCCUAAAACCAUAUAUAAUUAUUAGAGUCAGUGCUAAUCUAGCUUAAUCGUAUAUGUAGGAUAUACUUAUGAAGAAGGAUUCAGGAAUAAGAUCCAAGGGUGUUUUCUGUCAAAACAAGGCCCAUUGGCCCGAAAUUUUCCUAAGGACAAGUAGCUUAUCUGUGAUCAGCCAUUAGAAAGUAAAUUCUAUUUAAGCUUUCAACAAAUUCAAAAGUACCUCCCACAGAGGCACGGUUGUCCUUAUCUCCUUUGGAUUCCACAUUUUGGUCUCUCUCUCCAAAUCAGAUCUUUAGAGUUCUUCAGAAGCUGACUCUACACAGGACCUUUUGAACAUUAUGAAAAGCAGGUCUUUUAGGGUUUAUUUUCAUACAUAUUUUUUGCAUUGGUGAUAAGUAUCCAUUUGCACAGAUAAGCUAGCAAGUUUUUUUUGUUGUUUUUUUUUUUAAUUUUUUUUUUAUUAAGCUAGCAAGUUUUGAUAAGUAUAUUUUAUUGCUAGAAAGUAAGAAAGAAAACAUUUUUAUGGAUCCCUGAUUUGAGUUACUUACUUAGGUAUGCAACUGUAAACACAAAAUAGCACCAGAUCUUCAACUAUAUUUCAGGGUUUCUGUUCAUACCAAAAUCACCUUAUACUCACCACGCCUUCACUCAUCGCCUCUGGAGUCCUACUAAUUUGUGCCUUCAUUUGUUUUAAUAUAAAUAGCUGCUAGCAGACUAUUUUUCCCUUUCUUUUAAUCAAAUAAUUCCUGAAACAAAAAAGAAAGAAAGAAAAUCAGUGACAGAUAAUCCUGCUGUUAUUGAUGUUUUAAAUAGUGAGACUUAUUUUUUCCUUAGCUUUUUAUUAACUCUUAAAAGUACUAGUCUUUUCUUACUUUAAGAACAUAAACUCGUUUUUAUUUUGCACACCCUUUUCUCAUUUUCCUUGACAAUUUAUCAAAAAAAGAUACAGAUUUGUCUGUGGGUGUUUCCUUUUUCUCAUACUUGGCUUGGAUUUUUUUCCUUCUUGUCUAAAAAUUGGGGUUUUCUAUUGGAACAGAUUAAUGGUUCUAAUAUAGCAUACAUUUCUACAGUGUCUUCUCAAAGUGUUCAUUGGUUUUUAUGCUCGUUAAUCAAUGAACUCUAAUUUUUACUCUUAGGAACUAUACAGAAUAUACAAAAUUACUUGCUAGUUCCAGUGAAAAUAUGAAUGAAUCGUCUGUGGCCAGAUAGGAAUAUAUAAGUUUGAUGGAUUUUAAGGUGCUCUUUGGAGUGAAAAGAUGGCUAUCUCUAAAUUCAAUGUGUGUUUCUGCCAGUCUCCAAGAUGUUUUGUUCUUUGCUUGAAGUCUGGCUUAUUCCUAUCACUGUUAUCAAAACUGAGAAUGUAGCCAAGGAGGUUUGUUCUCAUAGCCACCGGGGGUAUGAUCAGUGCUUGAACUGUCACUAUACUGGCCUAAAAAUCCUUCAGCUAAAAAAAAAAAGUUUUCUCCUUUUGAUCAUUUCAUACAAUAAAAAAAAUUGAGUUUUUUUCCCUGAAUUAGGUGCUUUGACAAUUGAUUUCUAAGGGUAUAUUAAUAUUGAUUUUCCCCCAGAAAAGCAGAUGUGACUUAAUAUAAGAGAAAAUUAUUGAUAUUUCUUAUGCCAUAAAAAUUUCUUAUCUGUGUAAUACUUCACACAAGUGAAGUGGAAAAUGAGCUAUUGUGUGGUAAAAUCAGAAUAUGAUGGGAAGAAAAAAUAUUUAGACCAAUAAAGUGCUCUCUAAAAAUGUAUUUUUCUGAUUUAUCCAAAUAAUUGCCUCUAUUCUUCUCUUUAUUAUAUACAUAGCCUUAACUCUAUGCUUCUGUACUCAGCUGGGCUGAAUGCACAGUAACUUUAUUAAAGGAGUAACUGGACUUUUAUUAUUUCCUAAAGCAGAACAUGGCCUGUUCUCCCUGACAUAAGCAAACGGUAUAUUCAACUUUAUAUCCAUAAAUGCACAGAGUAACAGGGAAAAUUAGCCACAGUUCUCCUCCCCUAUUCUCCUCAACCUCUCCUUUAAAGGACUAUUUGUUAUUUAUAUAGUGAUAAAGACAAUAUUCCUUAUCUUUGAAGUACAAGACAGAGUGGCACAGUAUAAAGAUUAUUUAUAAUUUUUUUAAAAACAACUACUUAAAAAGAAACCUUAUACAAUUAGAGUAUUAUUUUUAGAUUUGGUGAACCUUUAUAGUAUAUUUAAAAAUUAAGCGUUUGAAUUUUGCAGGUUUUUUUAUAUUAUGUACCUUUUAAGUUCUCAGCAUCUUUGGCUACCACUAUCAACUGGAAAACAUUCCAUUUGACAUAUCAUCAAAUAUAUAUUUUGUAGGACAAUUUAUAUAUGGUAUGAUUUGAACUACCAUAUUAAAACAGAUUAAGCAUCACGCUUUUAACUGAAAUUAAGUUUUCCUUCUAAGCAUGCUGCACAUUCAAUAGAGACAUAUUAUGUUUUAGGAGCACAUAGUAAAGAAAGUCAUAACCCCUAUUUGAGGCUUAGCUUGGUGGCUGAUGAGAUCUGCCAUAGACUAAGGAGAAUAUAACCCUUUAUCUGCAUUUGAACACAUAGGUCUGAAUGUGAUGUCAGAUAAAUUUUAAAGAUUUGGUAUUAAUAGUUUUCUUCAAUACAAACAUUCCUAAUAAUUUUGACUGUUGCACCUUAGUCGUUAAUUACCCAAAACAUGAUUUUUAAUGUAUUUGUAAAAGAUCUAAAUCAAAACUAAAUUUAAACGGUAAUACUUCCAUAUGCUGUCAAGUGCUUCUUCAUAAUUUUACCACUGAGCUAGAUUUUAGUAUAUAAGAAUCUAAAUAUUUUUUAAAUUAUUCACUCUAAAAUGAGAAUUCCAUUAAAGCAAAAAACUUAGAAGUUGUUUACUAUCAUUUCAAAAUCCAUAAUCUAGAGGAAGAAUGAACAGGAAAAAUGUAAACUGACAAUUUACCCUUUUGCUUUAUAUUGGAAAGUAAAAUUGAAAUGUAUUGUAAUCAUAGAUUCUAGGGGGAGGAUAUUCUAAAAAAACACUAUAUCUUAUCUAAGAAAGUCUCACAACUUAAUGACACUAAUACAGUUUAGAAAUAUUGUCAUGCAAUUAGGGGGAAUGGAAGGAUUGUUUUAUCGGCACAGUAAUUAAGAACAAUUAAUGAGAUUUUUGUUAUAAUCAGUUUUGUUUUGUUUUGACCACUCUCCUGGUUAUAAAAUCUCAAAUUAUACUAAGCACCUUAUAGCUUUCACUUAUACAGCUUGUUGCAACAAGUUUUCAGUUUAUAUCUUUUUACUAACUGCAAAUAAAACAAUGACCUAGCAGGCCCAUGGCAGAGAAUUCAUAACAUGUGCUUUACAGCAAAAUCUGUUAAAUAGUGGAUGAAAUGUAUAGCUCACGUAUAGCUGCUGCUUAUGAAAAGACUUAGAAUUCUUCUCUGGAUUAUUUUUAAUGUCCUGUUUUCUGUCACUUUUCUUAUCAAUUUUCUUAGCCUCAUGUACAGAAAUGUUAAGCUAAUUUGAUGAAGUGAUCAGGUGGUAGCAACGUAUCAAUUAUCAGUACAUUCAGUUCUUCUGGGUGAGAAAUGUUGUUUUCUGGAAAUAGCAAUCAUUUUAAAAUGCCAAAUAGCUAACUGCUCUCAACUCUUUUUACGUUAUCUUUUAGGGAAAUAUUUGUAUGCCAAUACUCAUUAAAGAGCUCUUUUGUAAGAGUGUCAAUGAUGGUCAGAAGUACAUGAGAGAAUUUUAUCCUCUUAAUUUGCCUGUGAGUGUAAAAUGGUGUAAUUUCCUAUAAAUCUUUAUAUGUAUAAAGCAGUCUUGCACUUGAGUGAUUUGGUCUAUGAAAUGUUCAAUAACUACUUUCAUUUAGUAGUAAUAUUCAUAUAUUUAUUUCACAGUUCAUGUGUUUGAUUUUUGUCAUGUCAGUAUGAGAAAAAGGAAUGCAGCUUACAAGUACUUAAACACCUAUAUUUUGUGAAGUUUUACAAUUUUAGUAAAAUUAACAUCAUUCCAUCUCAUUUGAAGGUUAAAAAAAAAAUGAGACUUAACUCUAGCCAAAGUAGAACUUUAUAUUCUACAUGUCCAAACUGGUUCCUAGCAGCUUUUGGACUGUAUCUCAUUUGAUGUUAUAGUAUCUUUAUUUGUAAUAAAUGUUCAAAUUUCUAUUUAGAAGCUCUAAUGUACAUCUAGAUUAAAUCAAAAGUUUUAUGCUUUUAAAAUAUGUAUUUCAAAAUGUAUAUUUUAAUUUGAGUGCAUGUUAUAUAGUAUUUAAUAUUUCCCAUGUCUUGGAAAAUUCAAUAUAAAUAUUUAUUCUUACAUGUGACAUAUGGGAUCUCUCUUAAAAAUUAUGAAUAUGUAUCAUUUCCUUCAAAGUCAUUCUAGCCUAUAGCUGUAUCAAAAGUAUUGUAUAUUUUAUGGAAAUUUAGUGAUGUAUAUGUAAAUUUUUUAAGUUAUUUUAUUGAAGUUCAAUCUUUACAUAAAAUUAAAAUCUUUUUUUAAAAAAAGUGUCAGUGCCAGAACUGUAAAUGAAAAUAAUCAAAUAAAAGUUAUGACAAUUCAUUAGUCAUU